CAACUGCGUACCCAGGUGAAAUGUUAUUUACUUGUUAUAACUAAUAUGGGAGUUUGACUGUCUGCUUAGAUUAGCAUUCAAACAUGAACCUCAAUGGAUGUUUACAUUCAGACUGCAAGUACAACAUACAUCACAGACACAAAUGCCAUUGUGUUUCAAAACAAUUUCGUUUGUAAGGUCAGUUUAAGGGAUUUGUAAAAUUCUAAACUGAAUGGCUAUAAAUAAGAUAAAAACGAUAUCGGUAGCCACGUGUGUGUGUGUAAGUUACUAGCUAACGAUGACAAGCUAACAUUGCGCUACCAUUUAACGCAAAUAGUACUCAGUGCAUCUUUCAAUGAAAUAAACACAUCACGACUUUAACUAUUAACGUAUAUUUGUUGACACCUUGACAGAAUGGUACGGGAGAAAUAACCAGUGCAUUCAGUUCAAUGAUAUUAGCUUGCUAAUUCAGUGGCGGUUCUGACUGAGGACGUUCGACUCGGCACACAUGCAUUCAAACUUCAUUUUAUGUAAUUUCCGACGCCCGUAAAAGAUAAAACACAAACAAAACUAUCUAUGCCUUGUUAUAAAUAGAACAAAAGCUGAAAAUAUUCACAAUAACGCUCAUUUUACACGUUAAAAUCUUUUAACGUAACGCACCUUCCUUCUUCGCCUUCGGGGCCAUGUUGGAAAAGGAAGAACGAACGGGGUUUCCUUCAGUUUAUCGCAGGGGUUCACAAACGCAGAUAUCGCGAGAACUUAGCAAUGUAUUGUGGGUAAUGAAGUUUAAUUACGCACUCUAUACAGAUCACAGCUGCUGGAGGACAGGGCACGGCACUGUUGCGAGAAAAAGCGAUAAUUUCUAAUUAUACAAGUUUUUAAUGUUUUUUUCAUGUAUUUUCUGAUAAAGACACACGAACCACCUGCUAAAACAUACUUGAUAUGUGUCGCCUAUCAUAACAAUUGCCAUCAAGGGUUCUUGUAGAACUUAAAAACGAUAUUUUACCCUAAGUAAGUAUCAGUAAAAGAAUGAAUGAGAAUGACAGUGUGUUUGCAGCAUUAGUAUUGAUGUGGUCCUGUUAAGUCCUCACAUGAUGAGCACACUACCUCCUGUGAAACAAGACAGAAUCAUCUGUGAACUCCCUUUGUAUUUCACAAGAGAUGCUGCAGUGCACACUAAAGAUGGCUUCAAUGUUACUGUUAGAGAGGCAUGUCAGGAACAGAAAGCAGGAUUGAAUGUAGCCAAGAUCAUAGUGAUUGGCGAUGUGGGAGUUGGAAAAACCUGUUUAAUUAACCGAUUUUGUAAAGACACAUUUGACAAGACGUACAAGGCAACUAUUGGAGUGGAUUUUGAGAUGGAGAGAUUUGAGGUCCUUGGAGUGCCCUUCAAUAUGCAAUUGUGGGACACAGCAGGCCAGGAAAGAUUUAGAUGCAUUGCAUCCACAUACUACAGAGGAGCUCAAGCCAUCAUCGUUGUGUUUGACCUGAGCAAUUACAACUCUUUGGAGAAUGCAAGAGAGUGGCUCGAAGAUGCCAUGAAAGAUAAUGAUCCUUCUAGUGUUCUUCUGUUUCUCGUUGGUACCAAGAAAGACCUUAGUCACCCAGAUCAGUUGGCCCAAAUGGAGCAGGAGGCCGUCAGGCUCUCAGAGGAGAUCAGAGCAGAGUAUUGGGCUGUGUCUGCUCUUUCAGGGGAAACUGUUAGAGACUUCUUUCUACGGGUUGCAUCACUUACAUUUGAGGCCACUGUAUUAUCUGAGCUGGAGAGGAACAAUUCUAGACAAGCUUGUGGUAUUGUCAAAAUCUCAAAUGAUUGUGAUGAAGAUGUUAAAGGUUUUAAGAAGAGGCAUUCCAACUGCUGUCGUUGACUGAUAUAUAAAAAAAAUCUGAAAUUUAUGUAUAA
Molecule: messenger RNA, 1879 nt
Organism: Misgurnus anguillicaudatus (oriental weatherfish)
Lineage: Eukaryota; Metazoa; Chordata; Actinopteri; Cypriniformes; Cobitidae
Gene: rab34b
Product: RAB34, member RAS oncogene family b
Molecular function (GO): GTPase activity; GTP binding
Source: RefSeq, a predicted model, not a curated record